AUGGCUUCAUCAUCGUGUGUAACAACAGCGCAAUCGCACGAUAGUGAUACUGAUGUAUCGACGCAACCAAAUGACGUUGAUAUUGUACGUAUGAUUCAAUUGAGCGAAGGAAGACUGCCGUCAUCGAAAGAUAAAAAUUGUUGGGAUCUUCAUUCACAAGCCCAACUAGCGGUAAGUGAAGAUGUGAUUCAAAAACUUCGUCAUUCAAAUGAACAAAUGACGAUCAUCUUUGACGAGUUAUCGAUUUGGAAUCGUUUACCGUUGAGAUUUUGGCUGCGCAGUGCAGCUGCGUCAAUCUUCACGCAUGAACCACUUUACAGGCUUUGGGAUAAGAUCUGCAGUUGUACAGCCGAAGGAGUGAUCUCAAUCCUAAAAACAAUUUUAGUGAGUUUUCUGUGCGAAAUAGGACCGCGAAUUGCUGCCAAUCAAAAGACCAAAGAGAAGUGUCCAUCGGAAGUUAGGUUAACGGUUGAAAUGGAGAAUAUGAUCAUAACGCGAUCAAUCGAAACAGUCUCAGGAUCGGGUCGAUUAACAGCGAGGAAGUGUGAUUAG
Anisakis simplex (herring worm) is the source of this 552-nucleotide messenger RNA. NCBI's taxonomy places the organism in Eukaryota, Metazoa, Nematoda, Chromadorea, Rhabditida, Anisakidae. The record is from the annotation of a GenBank genome assembly.